AUAUUAUCUGUCACCUCUGAUUUAGACGCCAUAUUCUCAAGCCAUAUUUGUGAAUAAAUGUGAACUCUUCGAUAAAAUCUUACUAAAAUCAAAUAACUAAAUGGUUUAAUAAGUUCAUGGUAUCAAUUGGAAGUGAAAUUUAUUUAAAAUGAGUGAGAAUAGCAUUAUAAGUGCACCAACAACGCCAGAAAAUGCUAAUUCAUCGAUCCACAAAGCGAAAUCCACUGUCUCAAACAUCAUAUUAAAUACGCUAUCCAAUUCAAUAUCGAAGUGGUUCUCACCAUCCGAUCAAAAUGGUAAUUUACGUCGAAAGCGGGAAACUGAAUCUGACAUCGAACUGAAUGACAUGACACAUGGUACUGGGGCAUCAGAACCGCCAACAAAACGUUUUCGCAGCGGACAAAAUCAGGACGAAGCUGAAUCGCAACCAACCACUUCAACUAGACAUCUUUAUUCGACUCGGCAGAUUUCGUCGUCGACACCAACCACAGUAACGCCAACACGACGGAAAAUGUUAGUAAGAAAUUCGUCGCCGUUUAAUUUUAGUGAACAAAUGCCAACCGAUACGCGGCGGCAAAGUCAAAUUGAACCAACUACAAUCACACUCGACGAUAAUGGGGAUAAUUCAACGGACGAAGAAGUAACGAUUCAUGAUGACGUGACCGAUUCGUUGUCACGAGAAUUAGCAAAUCGCAAACGAUUAAACAUACCACCAACGGCUAGGCCAGCCAGUCGAACAUCGAACCUCAUGUCGAUGUCGAUGCGAUCAAGUCUCACAUCACGAAAUCGUUUUUCGGCCAACCAUACCAUUGGUAAUGAUGCAACAAAAGACGAUGACUUGGAACAAGAUGCAUUGUUCAAUGGAACGCCAAAUGAGUCGGCGUCGGAAAGUGAAGACAGUUCCAGCAGAAUCACAUUUACUCAACCAAAUAGAUUUGCAACUAAACGACCGCAGAGUAGUGCCGGUCGAAUCAACACAAGUUUUGUACGCGACGAAGAGCCUGAUCAGAAUCAACGAAGACUUAGCGGUCUCUUUGGCACGGGUAGUAAGAGACUGAGAGGAACCAAUGGACUAAUGAAUUUUUCAGCUCAUCUUCAAUCCAACAAAUCGUUGUUUUCUGACAAAAAUAUGCCGAAAUCCUUGAACAACUCGACAACAUCAUUAAACAGUCUGAAUCGUCGCCAGUCGUUGAAUGCAUCACUGUACGGCAGUACGUCAGCCUUGAGCGACAGUCGAUUGAUCAAUACAAAUUCGCCUUUCUACAGUGGCAGAACAAUGUUUGGCGGUGCAUCUGGAUACUCGCGAAGAGCCAUUUCAAGUCAACCAACGUUGCGUGUUCCAACGCAAAUUCGACCGUCAUCGAGCUUAUCAACGUUGUAUUCAUCGACGAAUUCGUUAGCGAAUGUGGACCCAAAUACUUCUGCCUUAUCCGACACAGCCAAACGUAUUUUAGAUUUGAUGAAUCAAUGCACAACACCAUUGGCCGACGUCAAGAAAAUGGCUAGCAAUACAGCCAAUCAUACACCGGCCUUAGUCAACCAUCGGAAACGGUUUGAUGACAAUGACAUGAUGUUAAACCGCAGCAUGCGACUGUCCACACCGAAAACACCAUAUUCACGGCCUGGUGCAAACAGUGCCAGAAAAUCACCGCCGACAAAUGAGUUGCAAGUACCGACAAUGUCACAACUCUUGCAAAUGAAGAAAAUUCUGCAGAACAAUACGGAGAAGGUCCGUGAAGUGGCUACAGCAUCCAGUAGCGUUUUAAAUCAGACUGGUGAAUACAAACUACCGGAAAGCAACGAUGUGGAAAGUGCAUCAACAAGACAGUCGAAAAUCCGAAAUAAAAUAACGACCACAAGAGCAAGCACUAAGUCAAAUGUACAAGAGGAAUAUGUGCAAGAAGUCAAUUUACCAAAUAUUUCCCUGCCAGCGAUGAAAAGUUUGCCCGACAUAACUUUGCCUUUUUCCAAACCGAUCACAUCAACUUACAAUGUGCCGCCAGCAACAGUAACUCAACCGGCUCCGACACUAGUUAAUUCGACAAUUACGAAAUCUGUCCAACCGGCAUCGCCAAAAGUAGACAAUUCUACUCGAACGGAAAAAAGUCAAUUCAGCUUCGCCUCGCCGACUCAACUGAAACUACCACUAUUCGACAAGAACAUCGAUCCGAUCAACAAUUUUAAAUUCAGUGAACCAAUCAAUGUUGAGAAAGCCACUAACAACAGUAAGCCAUUGCCGGCAUUCGGAACGACCGUACCAAGUUCUGGUUUAUUUAAUGUGAAAACCAGUGCAGUUGACUCCGGGAAAACAGUGGCGCCGUUGAAAAAUGCCAGUGUUUUGGAGGCACUUAACUUACCGAAACCAGCGAAUGUUGCAUCAACCCCAGCGGCACCGGCAUCUGUGACAGCAGUCCCACCACAGAAAUCAUUGAGCGAUCUGUUCAAAUCUUCCAGCAAGCAAUGGGAAUGUUCUUGUUGCAUGAUCAAAAAUGACAAUGCAAAGGAAAUAUGUGUUGCUUGUGAAACACCACGAAGCCAGGCGUCAGCAGCACCGAAACCUAUCGAGCAAACCCUAUCCGCUCCACUAACGAAUUCAUUUGGUAGUCAAUUUAAAACGAAUGCGAACACUUGGGAGUGUUCUACGUGCAUGAUUCGAAACAAAUUGGAAGCGCAAAAGUGUAUUGCAUGUGAAACGCCUAAGUCGGGAGGAGGACUGGAGAAAUCAGUUUCUGCUUUGCCGAAGCUAGCAGUUCCUAGCACAGAUCAAGGAUUUAAGUCUAUAGUUGCUCAACAGAGUGCCCGAUGGGAAUGUUCAGCGUGUAUGACCCGCAACGAUGCAAAUAGAAAGAAAUGCGAAUGCUGCGAACAGGCAAAACCUGGAACUAGUUCGGAAUCAUCAAUUGCAUUUUCAUUCGGCAGCGCAUCUUCGUCCACACCCAAGUUUAGCUUUGGUGUGCCAUUCAAUGAAAAAGCUGCAUCAACAGUUGUUCCGAUCAGCGAGGCGAAAUCAAAAGUGGAUGAACCUAAGCCUUCGUUCUCAUUCGGUGCGCAACCAAACGCCAGUGUUACUGACGGGCCGGCGAAAACCUUCUCGUUUGGAAGCCAAAGCAAAGAAAAAGACAAAGAGAAAAAGAGUGAUCCUCCAGCAACAACAUUCUCAUUCGGCGUUAAACCUACCAACAAAUCGAAUGAUAAUGAUUUGUCCGCGUCAGCAAAAAUAGCUUCAACUCCAGCACUGUCUGGAUUUAAGUUUGGUGCGUCAAUACCAGAAGUUAAACCGGUAACAGCAGUAACGGCAGUGAUUCCCAGCAAUAAACAGACUACAGAAGAAACAGCUAAGGAAACACGGUCAAAUGAGUUGAUAAUCGGUUCACAAAACAAAAAUGCUGUCAUAUCAGUGCCAUUGCCAGUUGUUCCUGUAGUUCCUGCCAAUUUAGCCUCUACCACAAAUUCAACUAUUAGUUUUGGAUCGUUAAAAACUGAUCAAAAAUUGCCGUCAUUCGGAGCACCGAUUAGCAAAGUCGAUUCUCCAGCAAGUCUUAUGCAAACAAAACCAACGUUCGGAUUAACAACAACAAUUUCAUCUUCUAAUGCGCAACCGUCGACAGCAAAUACAUCGAUAGUGAACACAGUAACUCCUGCAAGUACGGUCGCUCCAGUUUUCGCCUUCGGUCAAACUCAAAAUGCUGCCAAAGGUGGAUUUUCAUUCGCACCAAAACCGGUCGUUAGCGAUAAACAGGCAUUUCCCAUGCCAGAUUUUGCUCAAUCACAAGUGAAACCGGCAGCAACAACGACACUAUCGUUUGGCUCGUCAGCCGCCACUGUUACCACAGCUGCACCUUCAGCUCCAUUUGGUAAUUCAUUCUUUUUCGGCCAAGCUGCAACUGCAUCAACAUCAGAGAAUUCUACUGCAUCAUCAACUUUCGGUUCAACCACCAGUACUCCGGCAACUGGUUUCAAUUUCGGUUCCAGUUCGACGCCAGCUCAACCUGUGUCAACGACUUUUGGCACUCCACAACAGCCACAAUUACCAUCAACGCCUGCUUUUUCGGCAGCUGCAACCGCUAUCACCUCAUCCUUGCCAACAGAACCAGCUACCUCGCCGUUCAUGUUUCGGUCAGCAACUAAUGCUGAACCAAUGCCAGCCUUCGGUCAGUCAACAACGCCAAGCUUUGGUCAAACAAACACAACGCCAGUAACUCCGUUCGGAAGUUUUGGCUCUCAAGCAGCCACUCCUGCUCCUGCAUUUAGUGCUAAUGUAAAUCCAAUAGGCAAUCCAAUCACAAAUAAUGCAGCCUCCACGACGUUUGGCUCGUCAUCGCCAUUCGGAUCGACAGUGAAUGCAACGCAAACGCCAAACUUUGGUAUUGGUAACAAUGGCCUUAGUAACUCGUUCGGAGUUCCACCUAGUUUCGGUAGUCCAUCAAGUGGCUUCGGAUCCCUGAUUCAUCCAGCACCAGCCAAUUCUGACGAGCCGUCAGCCAAGAAGCGUUCACCCGGUUUCGGAGCAUUGAGCAGUGCCAACACACAGAAGCCGCCCGCGUUUUCCUUCGGAGAUUCGUCGAGCGGUAGCGCGCCAAAAAGUUCGUUCGCAUUCAACGCAACUGCAUCGCCAAGCUUUAACUUCUCUGGAAGUCAACCGGCACAGACAAACUCAUCACAGCCGUACAAAUUUGGAUCCGCUACUGCUGCGCCAGCACCUGUUUUCAAUUUCGGUUCGGCUGAGGCCAAGUCACCCAACGCACCCUUCCAAUUUGCAGGGUCGUCUGAUGUUACUAACAACCCGUUUGCACCGCAAGCAGUAGCAUCAAAUUCAGCAGCCACCCAGCAGCGUCGAAAAAUACGCGCCCGUCGAACAACACCGCGAUAAACUCAAAACACAUUUGGAUUCGAAACGAAGAUCACAACCUCAAUUACAAUAAAAAUAGUAAAAUCCAUUCAGCUGCAAUCAGUCCCAACAACACCGUUCAACGCAAAAAGCAACACAACCACUUUGCCAUCAAAUACGAUCCAGCAUUCGACAAAUUCCAUCGCUCCAAAUACAAAAUUGUUAAUGUUAAAUCGGCCAGUGUCGUUGCUAAUAAUAAUCAAUGCGAACAAUCGAAUACUGAGUUAACACAUAAUGUCACCACAUCGCCGAUGGUAUGCGCUUAUGAUAUAAACAAAACCAAUUUUAAUUGCAAUGAUACGUCAAAGUUCAAGUACGUUAAAAAUAAUAAUUUGAUGGAUGUCCAGUCGCACGAUAAAUAGUGAGAAAAAUUGAAAGUUUGUUGAAUCGCGGUGGAAACAAACAUGAAGAAGAAGAUGAAGGAAAAGCUCAAUGGAAAACUUUAUCUGUUUGCUGAUCUGUUGUCACCGUAAAAGAAAAAAAAAACUUUACAUCAAGUCAAUUCGGACAGGGACGCCAUCAGAUUAUUAUUCGUUUCUUAAAUGGUUGUACCAUCAACAAAUUAUAUUAUUAGUCUUAUUGAUAUAGAUCUAAGUUUUCAAGUACGUUGUGUUGAUAAUAUUGAAACAAUGUCUCGCUUUUCUUUUAGUGGAUUCAAUUUUAAUUUAACCGAUAGCCCCAAAAAAGAAAGAAAAAGAAAUGAAAAAUCAAGUCAAGUCAAGUCAUUUCGUCCGGGAAGUAAUGUGAAUAUGUGAAGCAUAAACACAACAUACAACAAUUUAUGAAAAAAAACUUCUCUUCAUCAAUGAAAGGAAGAGAUAGAUAGACAAUUCCAAUACAAUUUUAUAUAGAAAACUGAAUUGUUUCUAUGUUUCGGAAUUGUGGCGUUCAUUCUUUUGUGAACAUUAGCGAAUUUUAGUGAAAUAUUUCGAAAUAUGCAAUGUACAACUAGCGAAUUUUUACCAGAUCAAAGAAAUUAUUUCUCAAAUAUUUUGCCUUGUGGCGUUUUCAAGAAGCAAAAGAUUUUCGUUCAUCCCGUUACGUGGAUCCGAAGUUUUAUGAUCUACAAAAAAAUGCUAUUUCUCAGUAGCGUAGUGGCCCGAAAGUGUGUACACAAUCAGACCCUGUAUAAGUCACAUUUUUGUACAGUACAGAGGUGUGAAAAUGCUGCAUUUAAUAGAUUGAAAAAUGUGUGGGAAACGAAAGCUUACAGAAAAGUCUAUCAAAAACUCGCAAAGACGGUAAGAUUUCUACCAUAACAUCGAUUCCAUUACUAUCCUUGGGUCGUCACUUGAUCUAUAAAAUGAUUAUAACAUCCGGUUGAUGAGUCUUUUAUUUUGACAUGUUUAUAAGGCAACAUUGGGCAUAGUGCAUCUCGUCACUGAUGGCGUUAGUAAAAGAUUUUAUUUUUAAAGUGGCUUUCCAGUGAACUUUUGUUCGAUUCAAAUGAUUGCAUUUCCAAAUAACUCACUCAGCCUCAAUCAGUGCGUAAUAAUAAUUUUUUUUUUAUUUCUCAUUGAACCGGAUUAUGCCGAUUCUACUCAAAAGUUCCACCAUUUCCAUUGAAUGUUAAGUGGAAUUCAUGGAAUAUUUUUGAAGUUUUGUCAGAUCUUCCAAAUACAUCUUGUUGCCUGAACAGAAAAUUUGAGGCGUAUAAGAUUCAUUAAAAUGCACCAACGACAUUGUGCUGACCAAUGUGUAAAGACAAAACUAGAAACUUAAACAGAUAUUGGCGUUCGAACUUCAAAAACAGAAACUCAUCGACCGAAUGUCCGUUACCUAUACUAAUCGCGUUAUUGUUUUGCUUAUUUUAUUGUUAUAAAUAGGUCAUGGUAUUUCCGGAUAAUUGCCCAGUAAUCAUCCUAAUAAUGUACUCAAUACGCCGUAUUUUGACCUAAAAAGUAAUUUAAAAUCCAACGGAAAGGAUUCAAUUUUCUUUGAUUUUGUGACACAUGAUUUUCGUUUUAAAUUAAUUUUAAUUGUAGAAAUAAAGAAUGCGGACUAAUAUCGAUUAGAUACAGAGAACAAUAUCGUAUAAAUCAAACAAAAAACAGAAAAUAUGGACAAUGAACUGAAGACAUAACAAAACAAGACACACAUCCGUUACACACACACACACAUAAAAACACUCUUUAACAGUGACUUAGAACCGAAACCGAAUACCUAAACUCGAAAAACAAAAAACAAAAAAAGAAAAAUGUUAAAAGUUAGCUUUUCAUUUAAAACAAGUAAACAACAACAAAAAUAAAAUAAUUGAAAUUAACUUAUCGUACAAACAAAACCAACAUUACAGUGGGAAAACUAAAGAAAUAAAAAAAAAAAUUAAUGAAAAUAACAAACAAAAAAACUUAAUUAUUAACACAAACAACCAAUAUCAGAAUGUAAAAUUAAAAAUGCUAGUUAGGGAAUAAUUUUAAGUAAAAAUUUAAAAGAAAACAAAAAACAAGUAAAAAAAUACACAGAACACUGAUUGCAGGAUGCUUUAAUGGAGAAAUAAUUAAAAUAGUUUUUGGUU
Molecule: messenger RNA, 7403 nt
Organism: Bradysia coprophila
Lineage: Eukaryota; Metazoa; Arthropoda; Insecta; Diptera; Sciaridae
Gene: Nup153
Product: nucleoporin 153
Biological process (GO): RNA export from nucleus; protein import into nucleus
Cellular component (GO): nuclear pore
Molecular function (GO): structural constituent of nuclear pore
Source: RefSeq, a predicted model, not a curated record